AUGGAGGAGACCCAAUCUGGCGGCAAAGACGACACCGCCGUGUCCGCCGUCAAAGCAAUGCGCCAAGACCUCGAAACCCGAAUCGAAACCCAACGCGCCACCCAGCUCGAACUCCUCUCUAGUCUCCAAUCCGAACUCGACCCCGCCAUCGUCCCCACCAUCGAUCUCUCCCUCAAGGUCCUCUCCUCCUUCAACCACCGCCCCUUCACUCCCACCCCUCCUCUACCCGACCCGAAACCCAACCCGACCCGAAACCCCGCCGCCCGCCUCCCCUCCCCUCAACCACCCCUCCCUCCUCCUCCGCUGCAGCCCGAAAGCCCUAAUCUUUCUCCCCGACCCGACCCGACCCGGGAGUCCUCACCCGAUUCAAUGGACGAGGACGCGAACCCGCUCUCGGUGAUCCGGGCCAUGAUUGCGGUCCGGUUUCUGGAGAGGGUUCCGUUCAUGCUGGUGGAGUCGUCGGAGCUCCUGAAGCAGCUCGAGACCGACGCGAAGGCCUCGCCGGAGGAGAAGGCGGCGCUGCGGGAGGUGGGGGGAGAGAACGGGGGAAUUCUGGCGGUGGAGAUGGCGCUGCGGUCGAUGGCGGAGGAGAACGGCGGCGUUAUACUGGAGGAGUACGCGGUCAACGGGAAGUCUAGGGUUACGGUGAGGGAUAUUGACCGGACUAGGCUGAUGAAGGAGUUGCCGGAGAGCAAACAAGACUCGAUUUUGGAUGGGAAUGGGAGUUUUAAUCAGAUGGUGAGUGGUGGCAUGGAUGGUGGGAACAAUGUGGGAGGGUUUAUGGGCCGAGGUGGGCCCUGGGGGGUUGCGCCGGAGCAUUACAUGGGCGGGUUGCCGCCGUUGUUUCCGGGGAUAGGUCCGAGAGGAGGAAGAGGGAUGAUGGGAAUGCCGAGAGGGAUGUUAGGGUCUCCAAUGCCGAGGCCUAAUAUGGGGCAGAAUGGAGGAAUGGUGGUUAGUCCCAAUGGAAUGCCGAAUAAGAACAUGAAGAGCGAAGAGGAUGAGAUGAAGGAUCUUGAGGCAUUGCUGAAUAAGAAGAGUUUUAAGGAGUUGCAGAAGUCGAAAACUGGGGAGGAGCUUUUGGACCUCAUCCACAGGCCAACUGCAAAGGAGACUAGAACGGCAAACAAGUUCAAAAGCAAAGGUGGUUCACGAGUGAAGGAAUACUGCAGCUCCCUAACAAAAGAGGACUGCCGACGUCAAUCUAAUUCGUUGCUCGCUUGUGAGAAGGUUCAUUUUAGGCGCAUAAUUGCUCUACAUACUGAUGUCAAUUUAGGAGACUGUUCUUUUCUAGAUACUUGCCGUCACAUGAAGACAUGCAAGUAUGUACAUUAUGAGCUCGAUUCAACACCAGAUGUGUCAAACAUGAUGGCUCCCCCUAGACCAUUAAAGCAGCGUGCUGAAUAUUGUUCUGAGGUGGAACUCGGUCAACCACAAUGGAUUAACUGUGAUAUCCGCAAUUUUAGAAUGGAUAUUUUGGGACAGUUUGGAGUCAUAAUGGCCGAUCCACCGUGGGACAUUCAUAUGGAGUUGCCUUAUGGGACUAUGGCUGAUGAUGAAAUGCGCACUCUUAAUGUUCCUGCAUUGCAGACUGAUGGUCUGAUUUUCCUUUGGGUUACUGGGCGUGCGAUGGAGCUUGGCCGUGAGUGUUUAGAACUUUGGGGAUACAAGCGUAUCGAGGAGAUGAUUUGGGUGAAAACUAAUCAGCUUCAACGAAUUAUUAGAACUGGGCGCACUGGCCACUGGCUAAAUCAUAGCAAAGAGCAUUGCCUAGUUGGAAUAAAAGGGGAUCCAUUAGUGAAUAGGAAUAUUGAUACUGAUGUCAUUGUUGCCGAGGUCAGAGAGACAAGUCGUAAGCCAGAUGAGAUGUACCCUUUGCUGGAGAGGAUUAGUCCAAGGACAAGGAAGCUGGAGCUGUUUGCUCGUAUGCACAACACUCAUGCAGGGUGGAUGUCACUUGGUAAUCAACUAAGUGGUGUACGAUUGGUUGAUGAAGGCUUGCGUGCACGGUUCAAGGCUGCGUACCCAGAGGUGGAGGUGCAGCCAGCAUCCCCACCCAGAGCUUCUGCCAUGGAAGCUGAUUCAAAUGCUACUCAAACCAGAAGUCCCUUUUCCGAAGCAAAACCCACAGAGGCUGCUGCUCCACAACAAGCAGAGCCUGCAGGGCCUGAUGCGCCUGCUUCUGAGGUGAAGCCAACGCUUAGCACCGAUGUUGAGAUGGCCGGAUGAGUAAACUUUCCAUCCGAAUUACUCCUUUUUGACAGGAAGACCUCCCGUAACCAUGUCUAGUUUAGGACUUUAGUUUUAGUUUAAUGACCUAGUAAGGGAUUCGAUCCUUGUCUGUUUUGUUUAGGCCUUGAUAGGCAGUGUAUCUCUAUAUGAUACAGCUUGUAAUAUCAUAGUCAUCAUAUUAAUGAUAGAUCAAUCUCCCAGUUCUCU
This is a messenger RNA of Fragaria vesca subsp. vesca, 2436 nucleotides long. Its product is annotated as N6-adenosine-methyltransferase MT-A70-like. The transcript is spliced from 7 exons. The coding region runs from base 1 to 2226 and encodes 741 amino acids. NCBI's taxonomy places the organism in Eukaryota, Viridiplantae, Streptophyta, Magnoliopsida, Rosales, Rosaceae. The record is from RefSeq and is a predicted model, not a curated record. Gene Ontology annotation, cellular component: RNA N6-methyladenosine methyltransferase complex.